This is a messenger RNA of Ricinus communis (castor bean), 3104 nucleotides long. Its product is annotated as zinc finger CCCH domain-containing protein 24. Gene Ontology annotation, biological process: RNA processing. Bases 235 to 2826 code for a protein of 863 amino acids. Lineage: Eukaryota; Viridiplantae; Streptophyta; Magnoliopsida; Malpighiales; Euphorbiaceae. Gene Ontology annotation, molecular function: metal ion binding; nucleic acid binding; RNA methyltransferase activity. The transcript has 14 exons. The record is from RefSeq and is a predicted model, not a curated record.
UUAUCUUUUCAUAUAUCUAUUCUCCUGUCAGGAUCUGUAAAACUCACUCUGUCAUCCAAGGAUUAAAUUGAGUAAAAAAUUGCAGAUUCUGUACUAAAUGAGUGCGGAAAAAAAUUAAACUUGACGGCAAAAGUUGGGGAUGAAUUGAACGUUAUUCGCAGUCUUUCUGUACCUAAAAAAGGUUUGAACUUUGGAAAAAAGAAAAAGGUUUUGAAAAUUGAAUUAAGAAAAGACAUGGCGUCAUCACCUCCGAUUAACAAAGUCUCACCAACAGAAACCCUAAACCCUUCUUCUAUCACUGAAAUCUCCAAACCAAUGAGCCCUCAAUCACCGGAAACCACCAUUGCCGCCACCGCCGACGAUAACAACAACAAUGGGAAUGAGUCAAAUAACCAAGGAGAGAAGAGAAAGAGAGAGGAGACCGAAGAACAACAGUCAGAAACAGAAGAAAAAAGUGAACUUUCACACAACCCCUAUUAUAAAACCUCACUAUGUUCUUAUUUCAGGCGUCAUUCAGCGUCCUGCAGCCAUGGAAGUGAGUGUAAGUAUGCGCACGGCGAGGAGGAGCUCCGACAGCGGCCGGAUAAUACUUGGGACCCCACUUCAGAGAGGGCGAAGAAAGCAAUAAAAUUGGAGAAGAACAGUGAUAAUUGUGAUGUUAAAGAAGAGAAGGAAGAGAUUAUGAUGACUGAAAUGAUUGGUGAUGAUGAUGGAGAUGGUGCUGGUGGUGAAGGAGGAGGGUGUUUAGAUCCUGAGCUUAGUAAAUGUUUAGUGCAUUUGCCUAGGAAGUGGAAUUCUGAUAACUUCAAGAACUUUCUCAAUGAGCAAGGUGUUCUCUUCAAAUGGGCAAAGAAAAAGAAAGGAAUGGUUGUAGGUUUUGUGACUUUUGAGACAGCUGACCAAUUGAAGAAGGCAAGUGAGGGUCUGGAAGGAAAAUCUGUUGGGAACAAGAAAGUCAAGGUUGCUGAUGUGAUCCCUCGAUCAUAUGACAAGAAUAUAAAAUCAGCCAUGGCUCUACCUCACAACAAUUCACAAAAAAUGGAAUCCUUGUUGGAUGGAGAAAAUGCUGAUGUUAUUGAGGAUGGUGAUAGAAGUAAUGGUGCUUCAAAAUUUGACAGUUCCACUUCCAAGGCAAAAAGUGCCUGUGAAGUAGUGACUCCCCUUGCUCAUAUGUCUUAUGAAGACCAGUUGGAGCACAAGAAGAACUCUAUCAUGCAAAUGCUUAAAAAACUGACUAGGAAUGCACGUAAAGCAUGUCCAAAUGGUGUUUCUUUGCCAGAAUGGGUUCUCAAGUCUAGGGAAAUAGGUGGCCUUGCAUGCAGCCUUGAGGGUAUUCUUGAAUCACCCCUUGUGAAUGGAUACCGUAAUAAAUGCGAAUUUUCAGUUGGAUACUCUCUACAGGGAAAACCUAUUGUUGGGUUUAUGCUAGGAAAUUUUAGAGAUGGCGUAACAGCUGUGGAAGAACCUAUGGACUGCCCAAAUGUUUCCAGUAUUGCUAGCAAGUAUGCUUUAAUAUUUCAGGAAUUUCUGCAAGAAUCAGGCUUGCCGAUUUGGAAUAGAUUUAAAAAUACUGGAUUCUGGCGUCAAUUAACGGUCCGAGAAGGAAGAUUACCAGAGAAAGAUGCUGAUAUCAAAGGUGAUGUCAACAUGUCGGAGAUCAUGCUUAUUGUUCAGGUAUGCUUAGCUGGCUUUGACGAUGAACUGAUAAACAGUGAACUUUGGAGGUUAGCUCAUGCAUUCACGACUGGAGCUGCUGCAAAUUCUCCACCAUUGCCUUUAAAAGUUUUGGUUCUUCAGGAUCACCAAGGAAUAUCAAAUGUUGCACCUGCUGAUGCUCCAUUGAGAAUUCUACCCCUUCCAAAUGUAGAGAGUAGCUCUGAAGCAGAGGCAACCAAGAAUGUCGUUGAAGCGAGAAUUCAUGAUCAUAUAAACAAUCUUCGUUUUUCCAUAUCACCAACAGCUUUUUUCCAGGUUAACACACUUGCUGCAGAGAGACUAUAUUCGCUUGCGGGAGAUUGGGCUGGUUUGGGUCCCGACACCUUGCUGUUUGAUAUAUGCUGUGGGACUGGAACAAUUGGGCUCACUUUAGCACAUCGCGUUGGAAUGGUUGUCGGCAUUGAAAUGAAUGCUUCUGCAGUUUCAGAUGCUCACCGGAAUGCUGAAAUUAAUGGCAUAAGAAAUUGUAGGUUCAUCUGUGCAAAGGCGGAGAGUGUGAUGGCAUCUCUAUUGAAGGAGUACCUGAAUGAGCCUCAAAAGCAAGAUGAAGUGUCAUAUGCAGGUGAAACCAGUGACAAGGACCUUACUGCCUGCGAAGAUAAAGAUACUCCUGUGGGUAAUGUGGUAGACACUACUGAGAACUCAAGCCACGAGCUUGGCAAUGGUAAAAGUGAUUCUAGGUGUUCAGAAGAUGGCGAACAAGAACACCAAAUCCAUCCUCAGGAUAGUUGUGCCUCAAAAGAUGGAACUUACUCUGUGCCACAAUUUAAAAAUGUUGUUGCCAUUGUUGAUCCUCCCCGUAAUGGGCUUCAUCCCACUGUGAUCAAAGCUCUAAGAACUCAUUCACAUCUACGGCGUCUUGUAUAUAUUUCUUGCAAUCCUGAAACAUUAGUUGCAAAUGCUAUUGAGCUUUGCACACCAUCACCUGACAAAAUAGAGAAAGGGAAAAAAAAUAACCGGGGGUGGAGGAACAUGAGUAGUGCUGGUUUGGCACGCCAUAGAGCGCAAUCUAUGCCCAUUUCGGAGCCCUUCCGACCAGUAAAAGCCAUGGCUGUUGAUCUUUUCCCACAUACUACGCACUGCGAAAUGGUAAUGCUCCUGGAGAGAUGAAAUAUGCCAUUCUCACAUCUUAUAUGUAUUGCAGUAGCAAAAAUUGCAAAAGAUCUGUCUGAGUUAUGUUCAAAAUUUUGACAGAUAGCUUCUAUCUGAUCCAUUUCAUGUUCAACCCUUUUUGAUUUUGAAGUCAUCCUAACAUUUAAUUUAAUCCAAUAUGAGGAGAAUUUCCAGUCAUGAAGAAUUCCCAUCAAGAUGGAGAAUAGGGACCCCUCCACUGUGUGGCCCAAAUAUAUGACAGGAAAAAAAGAUGGCAACCUCUGUUUGCAAUUUCA